This is a messenger RNA of Tribolium madens (black flour beetle), 2725 nucleotides long. RefSeq names its product exocyst complex component 1 (gene Sec3). The record is from RefSeq and is a predicted model, not a curated record. NCBI's taxonomy places the organism in Eukaryota, Metazoa, Arthropoda, Insecta, Coleoptera, Tenebrionidae. Gene Ontology annotation, biological process: Golgi to plasma membrane transport; exocytosis. The transcript is spliced from 8 exons. Bases 169 to 2694 code for a protein of 841 amino acids. Gene Ontology annotation, cellular component: exocyst; plasma membrane. Gene Ontology annotation, molecular function: phosphatidylinositol-4,5-bisphosphate binding.
CCUUGAAAGAAAAAUGGUACUCACAACUCAACUUGUACUCACCCCAAGACUAGUUCAUGAAUUAUUUUUAUACAAAUUUAAUUUUGUCAUGUUGGCAAUAUUGCAAUUUGACAGGCGUAUCUGUUUCUAACCUCAAUUUCUUUGUGAAAUAAUUUUUGAAAUAAUAAAAUGACUUCAAUAGUGCGGGCCCUGCAGCAAGAAAUUUUUCAACCCAACGAGGAGCGUCUAAUAACCUGUUGUCACGUUGGUAAAUAUUUGAAGAAGAAGAAAACUUCGUUUUUGUGCCUUGUCAGUACGACGAGCCCCCCGAUUAAUAUAUCAAUAGUGCAAGUGAAGCAAACCGAUAAACAGACCCAUAAAAGGAAACGUAGUUGGGCUCUUGCCGAAUUGAAGGGUGUUGAUGGUCAUAAUGAAUCGAACGAAACCCAAGAGUUUGAUCUUCAUUUUGAUAAAGUGUACCGUUGGGUUGCCACCAAUCCGAAAGAACGGCAUUCGUUUAUUCACAAUUUGUGGAAGCAGGCCGUCAAACACAUAAUGAAAGACAUGCCUACUUUCAAGAAUAUUCCACUGGCUUGGAUCACUGAAGAUGCGAUGACUCCAGAGAAUAAAUUUGUUAGUUCACCUCUGCUGGGUGAUACGGACCUGACUGAAGAUUUCCAAGCCAUUACUGAUAAAGAACAAGAAGAUUUGAAACGGUUAAUGUCUGGAUGUGAGUUUGCAAUCAGCAAUGCAGAGGCGUUUAUGGAAAUACUAGCCCGAGAUUUGUCACUUCUUGACGGCGAGAACGUGCAGUGCGUGUUAGCCUCUGAAGAACAGGUGGAAACACUGAUGGGCCAACUCGAAGUUGCAAUAAAUGAAGCUGACAGACUUGAAACCCAGUUGGAUUCUUACGAUGAGAUUCUUUGCCAUGUCAGAGACACUAUGGAGAAGAUGGAGAAGAAAAAUUCGUUGAUUUCAGUCGUGGACAAGAACAACCAACUGUUAUUAAGAGAAUUGGAAAAUAUUACACGUCUAGACCUUCCAAAAAAAUAUCAAGAUACCCUCGAAGACGCCGAUUUUACCACUCCUCAGGGACUCAAAGCGGCUGUGGAGGCCGGAAAUGCCUUGAAAAUAGCCAUGAAUUCGGACAUUGACAAAGCCUUGCUCCAAAUGACUGCUGUUCAAGAACAAAGGCGCCGAUUCGAGAAAUAUAAAGAGAAAUUUUCACGUAGUAUUUGUCGCCAAUUAAACAAUUUAUUUAUCCAUUAUGGAAACCAUAAAGGCGAGUCUGAUAAAUCUAUUGAGGGGCUGAUUCUGCCCCAACACAGUGGCGUCCACAAGGAAUUGACUUCUUACGUGGAACUGAUGCACUGGAUUAAAGUAAUGGACCGGAAAUCGUACGAGUCCCUAAAAAGCGUCUACACAAACUCCCUAGGAAAACUCUAUGAGAGAGACUUGAAAAAUCUAUUUGAGUUAGCUAAAGCUAAAAUUGCAGCCCCCGGACUUGCGACCUCACCUACGACUUUGAUUGGUUUAGAUCGAGAAAUGUGGACGUUGGAGACGAAUUCAAACGACAGAAAAAAUUACAAAGCAACUCUGGAACAAGUUUUGACCCAACUGGAGCCGGUUUGUCUUCAAGAACAACAAUUUUGUGUCAACUUCUUCCAGCUUGAUGUCCUAACUUCUGGUUCGAAAAACACUUUAACAACACUGGAUGGUCCAGGACCAGAAACUGAAAGUGUCUCGCCGCGAAAAGCCGAGAAACAAAUCAAUGAAGAUGUUCGAAAUAUGAUGAGUAGUUUAUUUUCGUGUCUUAAGAGCGAAUUGGACAGUUUAAUCGAUCACAUAAAACGACAAGAUAAUUUUUAUUGUAUGUACGUUUUGGUGUGCUUGAAUCAACACGUUAUGUCGGCCCAAAGCUCAUUUUUAAGUAACACUUUCGCUUCCGAACUUAUUGAAGUGAAACGGUCCUUAGAUCAGUUCAUGCAGAUGCAGAUUGAUUCGGUUAAAGAAUGUCGAGUUGCACGAAAAUCAAAAUGUGGGAUUUUACCCUACGUUUCAAACAUCGAAGAGUUUGCGAUAAACGCUGAUUGUUUAUUAAAAAGUGACCGAAGGGCCGAUUUAGAAAAAUGGUAUACUAGACUAGUGGACACAAUUCUGGAAUACAUCGCUAUUCACUCGAACGAGCAUCAUAAAACGCCGCCACAAGUCAUAAAAAUGGAAAAUUAUCACCACUUAUACUCACUUUUAUCUCAACUGAAGAUAUCUGUGUUAGACGCACAGAGAAAGGAAGCAAAGCAGAAAUACAACGACGCUUUGCAAGCCUACGUCACUUUAUAUUUUGGACGACCUCUUGAAAAAUUAAAUACAUUCUUUGAGGGUGUGCAAGCAAGGGUUGCGAGUGGAGUAAAAGCGUCGGAAGUGAGUUAUCAGUUAGCGUUUAGUAAACAAGAGUUACGCAAAGUUAUAAAUCAGUAUCCCGGAAGCAUUGUGAAAAAGGGACUUGAAGCACUUUAUAAAAAAGUCGAGAAGCACUUAUCGGAAGAGGGAAAUCUUCUACAAGUCGUUUGGAGGGCAAUGCAAGAGGAGUUCAUCCGACAAUACAAAAUGCUCGAAGAUUUGAUCCAACAGUGUUAUCCUGGGUCAAUGAUAAGUUUAGAAUUCACAAUCGAGGAUAUUUUACAUUUCUUCUCCGAUAUCGCUAGGUCUCAUUAAAUAUUUAAUGAAAAUAUACGAUUGUUACAAC